This is a messenger RNA of Wasmannia auropunctata (little fire ant), 1668 nucleotides long. RefSeq lists its product as uncharacterized. Lineage: Eukaryota; Metazoa; Arthropoda; Insecta; Hymenoptera; Formicidae. The transcript has 2 exons. The record is from RefSeq and is a predicted model, not a curated record. Bases 379 to 816 code for a protein of 145 amino acids.
GGCUCCCACCGCCCAGAGAACGAUCCCACCAGAACUAGUCUGACCGUGGAACGGUGAGGACUGAGGGUCGAUUGGUCUUGAACGGAGCUGUUCGACAUCGCGCGACGGCCCGUGACUGAGCGACUGAAGAAUCGAGGAAGAAACUUCACAGAAAAGUCGAGCGGAUCAGCAGGAUUUCCACGGCCAAAGAUUCACCCGCUCUUCCGGGAUACCGUACGGAGAAGAACUGCAGGCAGCUCUACGUCCGUGGGUGUCACAUUCGCUGAAACGGAGAGGCACGCGCGGGUACGUACUUCGAAUUGGAAAACGAAGGCUCCCGAGAAUCCACUUGCCACGACUACGCGUGCGACUACGGUGGAGACACAACAAGUACCCGAGAUGCUGGUAGCCUCGAUUUGUCACGAGAUCUACUACACGGUGUUGCCCAGCACGACUAUGACCUCGCGGGUACCACGCUGCCUCUUCGGUCGGCCGAACUCGCGGGAGACCAUAGAGAUGCUCCAGGAGGCGCUGGAUGCGGACAGGCGCAAAUUCGCUAGAAGAUGGGGGGUGGAUCCUUGUUCCGAGGAUAAGGAGAAUAAUUAUCAGAGGCGGAACAACGAGAGGAGCGACCGGUCGCCCGGCAAAAAGCGGAGUAAUCCGUAUUCAAGGCAGACCAGCAUUCACGAUUAUUGGCGAGCACGAAAAGUGUGCGACGUGAACAAGAAGCCGCUGACGGCCACGGUAGACGUAUCGAAGCAAAAUGUGGAAUCGUCGAAAACAACGAAGGCGACCACCACGACAACGACAACGACGACAAUAACGAAGACCACGUAGAAGACGACGUUGAACUGAUUCGUAUAUUCUGUCGCACAGACCCCGUGCAUACACAUGCGGUUUUCUCUUGUUUUGCUGCGGUGGCAAAAAAAACCGCCAUGUUAACUUAAAUAUGCCGGGCGGCAAAAAAAUCAACUCAAAAGCAGUUUAAAACUUAAAAAAUUAAUAUAUAUUUUACAUUUAGCUGACUCUAUUAAAAUAUUAUUUAAAUAUUAUUUAAAUACGAUUUUUAAAAUUAUAAUGGACUUACUGCAAGAUAAUGAUUGCCAAGUAAUAUGAAAUGUGCGCAUAAAUUCUCAGGCGCGGGGUUUUAACGAUCGUUUGCGUAAAUCGGACUUCGUCUGCGCUACCGAAAUUUGUAUAUUUAUUCCCUGGUCUUUCGAGCAUCAUAUAUUAUCAAUCGAUCAAUUAUUGAAAUAAUCCUCUUUAGAAUUAAUCGCGACAGACGUAUUAAUUAAUUUUUGUAAAUAAUUUGUGAUUUAUGGAGGUUUGGAUGGACUCAGCACCGUGAGAAUCGCGAUUGACAACUAAAAUGCUUGAAUGAUCGAUAAACCAUUAUGUCAAUUUAAAGCAAUUUACUGACAUGGUUUUUAACGAGCUCUAUAUAUUGAAAACUUCUCACAGCGGCGACGAUCCAUCGAAAGCCUGAAACGGUUGGUUCCAGUGACGAAGCCAACGAUGCAGCGCCUCCAAAGACUAAUUGAUUACAAACAUCAAUUCGCAACUCCGCACUCUCGUCGCGUGAGAGACAGGAGAAUGUCCUAUGUAUAUGUCGUCUUAGGAUUAAGAGAGAAAGUUCUCUAGUCAUCUAGUCACUUAAGCUAGUAAUAAACUAUUGUGCUUUCAUUCUUA